Molecule: messenger RNA, 2137 nt
Organism: Abrus precatorius (Indian licorice)
Lineage: Eukaryota; Viridiplantae; Streptophyta; Magnoliopsida; Fabales; Fabaceae
Product: pentatricopeptide repeat-containing protein At5g13770, chloroplastic
Exons: 2
Coding region: 76-1899 (607 amino acids)
Molecular function (GO): protein binding
Source: RefSeq, a predicted model, not a curated record
AUACAUAUAUUAUUAUAUGGUAACUCAACCACAAUCUUCAAUCAACAGUGUUCUCUCUUCCAAACCACAACUGUGAUGGCCAUUUCCUGUUCUGCAGAAUGGUCUCUGGCUUGCACUAAAUGUUGCAGAAGAACCCACGUGCAUGUAUUCAUUCCCACGUGCCGCUUCCCUUCCUUUUACUCUGUCUCACCCUCAAACCCACGCUUAUUCCAUGUAAAUUUCUCAGCUUCUUCCACACCCAUCUUAGAAGAAGAGUCUUCCAACACCCCCAUCACUCAUAUAGAUGUUAACUUUGGUGAUUCUCAAGAAUAUUCCAAGCCAGGAACUGAGAACUUGAACGAGUUCUUAUGUGGGUUAUUUGAGGGUCCAAAAACUCAGGAACUUGCAUUUGACUACUACCAAUGGUUGAAAGAAAGGCCAGAGUUUAGGCCUGAGAAAUCCACCUUAAAGCAUGUGAUCAGGUACUUGAUGAGAUUGAAGAAAUGGGAUUUCAUUUUAUCAGUUUCUGAAGACUUUAAGGUUUACCGUGUGUUGCCUGAUAGAGCUACUUGCUCUAGAUUGAUUAAGUUUUGCAUUGAACAUAGGAAAUUCAAGGUUGCUGAGGUUCUGCUUGAUGCUUUUAAGUCUGAUAGUAUAGUUGCUGUCUUAGCUUUUAGUUCUGCUUUGAGAAGCUAUAAUAAGCUGCAUAUGUUUAGGAAAAAUGUUUUGUUCUUUGAACGAAUGAAAUCCACUGGUGUUCUUCUGGAUUCUAGAGGUUAUUUACACAUUAUGGAAGCUUACUCUAAACUUGAUGAAUGUGAGAGAGUGGUUGAAUUGUUUCAUGAAUUUGAAAGUAGGAAAUUAAGAGGUUCAACAAGGUAUUUAGGUCAGAUAUAUGGGAUUCUAUGUGGGUCAUUAGCGAAGUGUGGAAGAGCUUUUGAAGCACUUGAGUAUUUUAGGGACAUGAUCAAGAAAGGGAUUUCUCAGUAUUCUAUUUACUCUUCUUUGAUAUGCUCUUUUGCGAGUUUGCGCAAGAUUGGUGUGGCUGAGGAACUUCUUAGAGAAGCUAAAAGCAGAACAGUGAUAAAGGAGCCUGAGGUUUAUACAAAGCUUGUACUUAUGUAUGUUGAAGAGGGUUUGUUGGAGAAAACUUUGGAAGUUGUUAAUGCAAUGCAGGAUGGAGAUGUCAAGGUUUCUGAUUGUGUGCUAUGUGCUGUUGUCAAUGGAUUCAGCAAGAAAAGAGGGUUUUCAGCUGCGGUUAAGGUUUUUGAGGAGCUGAUUUCUCAAGGCUAUGAACCAGGUCAAGUCACCUAUGCUUCAGUUUUAAAUGCCUAUUGCCGUCUUGGGCAACAUAGCAAAGCUGAGAGGGUGUUUUCAGAGAUGGAGCAAAAGGGGUUUGAUAAAUGUGUUUAUGCUUAUUCAAGCAUGAUUGUGAUGUAUGGCAGAACUGGGAGGGUGAGAAGUGCAAUGAAGUUGGUGGCUAGGAUGAAAGAAAUCGGGUGCAAACCAAAUGUGUGGAUUUACAAUGCCUUGAUAGACAUGCAUGGGAGGGAAAAGAAUCUGAAGCAGCUUGAGAAGGUGUGGAAAGAAAUGGAGAGAAGCAAAGUAGCACCAGAUAAGGUGACUUACACAAGCAUCAUUGGUGCUUAUAGUAAGGCUGGAGAGUUUGAAAAAUGUGUGAAACAGUUUAAUGAGUAUAGAAUGAAUGGUGGGGUUAUUGAUAGGGCCAUGGCAGGUAUUAUGGUUGGUGUCUACUCUAAGGUUGGUCAGGUUGAUGAACUGGUGAAACUUCUACAGGACAUGAAAACAGAAGGAACAAGAUUGGAUCAGAGGCUAUACCAAUCUGCUUGGAAUGCUUUUAAAGAUGCUGGGUUGCAACUACAGACAAAAUGGAUGAAAGAGAGCUUCCAUAUAACAUAGGUUCUUUCAAUUGCAAACAAUGGCCAAAUCUGAAGCUCAAAUAUGAAACUGAUGGAAGAGAUUGGUGUGAUAAUGGCAAUGAUAUUGGUGAUAGAUAGUAGGAACAUGGAUAAUAAUGAAGUGCGGAGAGAAGAGAGAAAGGUCAUUUUCUAUCUCUAGAAUCACCUACAUAAAAAGGAGAGAGAAAAACACAAACUUUAACAUGGUUCAACAUCUUUUACCUACAUCUAUUAACUUU